Molecule: messenger RNA, 1887 nt
Organism: Fusarium vanettenii 77-13-4
Lineage: Eukaryota; Fungi; Ascomycota; Sordariomycetes; Hypocreales; Nectriaceae
Exons: 2
Source: RefSeq, a predicted model, not a curated record
AUGUCUGGUAUGGAGCCUUUGGCCGCUCUUGGCCUGGCGUGCAACAUCAUGCAGCUACUCUCCUUUGGGGGAGAAGUGAUAUCACUGUGUCGGAAAGUCUACAAGACUGGAGAGAUUGACCCCAGCCUAAAAGACUACAGCAGCCAGACCGCCAAGAUCUGCGAGAGCCUGAACGACAACCUAAGUCAACGACAAUCCAAUCUCGGGCCCGAUGCUUUAGCACUACAACAGAGGGCCACCAUGUGCAAAGCUGCCGCAGACAAGCUGAAUCACGAGCUACAACUCCUCACUCCAGCCAGCGGAGCCAGCAGGUGGAGGAGGGGUUUCACUGCCCCUAUCAAGGCCAUUCGCCACAAGCACCAGCUGAGUGAGCUAGAAAAGGAUCUCGACAGCCUCAAAUCCAGCCUGGAUACGCAGCUCCUUGCGAGGAUCUUCGACCUGGGACUCUUGGCGACAACACUUCAGCAGGUCGCUUCAGGGCAAAAAGACCUUUCCCAACAGAUGGUCAAAGCCCUGGAAGACGCUCAGGAUCGAUUCAAUGCGGAGUAUUUGAGAAAUCAACGGGUGAUAGAGCAGCAGAUAGCUGCCACGACUCGCGACUUGCAAGACGAACGUGCCAGAGUCCAACGAGAAAAGAGAGAGAACGAACAGCGACAGGAUUGGCAUCAUCUUCUGAAGAGCUUGCACUUUGAUGCAAGGACUGAGAGAGUGAACAUGAUUAGGCAAGAAUAUUUCAACACCUGUCGCUGGAUAUUUGGGUCAUCCCCACAAUAUGAUCUUGCCGGUUACCACGAGCCCAAGCAAGCUUAUCCUGAAAGACAUCCACAGGCCUGGCCCUGCUUCACCACUUGGCUGGAGUCCAAAGGCCAACCAAUCUACUGGAUAGCCGGGAAGCCAGGCUCGGGCAAGAGCACUCUCAUGAAGUUCAUCGCCUCUGAUGAGUCUCCAACCAGGGAUUCUCUGAAGCAGUGGCAGCCAGAUGUCCAGGUCUUAUCGCAUUACUUUUGGCUGGCUGGCUCGCCGAUGCAGAACAACAUCAAGGGCUUUUUGUGCUCUCUGGUCUACCAAGUUCUAUCUCGAGAUAUGUCUUCGUCUCUUGCUUUGCUGGAAUCCAACCCUGAUAUCAAACGAAAGUCAGGCGCCGCAGACUGGGACCCGACCGAGCUUGGACGCAUUCUCCUCAGCCUGGCUUACCAACCUGGAAAAGCAUUCUGCAUCUUUAUUGACGGCCUCGACGAACUAUCACCAGAGGAGAGCCCCCGAGAUUUGAUUGACAUCAUCACAAAGCUCCAGAGCCCUCAGGUAAAAUUGUGCCUGUCAAGUCGCCCAGAACCAGCGAUGAGAAUGUACUUGGGGCAUUAUCCAACACUACCCAUGCAUGCCUUCAUACGAGAUGACAUCAGGAGGUAUGCUGAGGGUAUCCUUAAUCGAGCAAUGUCCCAUAGGAAUGACGUUUUCGAGGUCAAUCGCCUUGUGAACGAAGUUUCAUCUGAAGCUGACGGAGUCUUCCUGUGGGCUGUACUAGUUGCGAGAUCCCUCGAGCGUGGAAUUGAGAAGGGCGAUUCACUCCAGCUUCUAGAGGAACGACUGCACCAAAUGCCAAAGUCUCUCAGCGAGUUAUACUCCAGUAUGUGGCAACGGUGCGAAGAUGAUCCACAGCCAUACCAGAAGGGGUUCUCUCUGUUUAUGAAUUUCAUGAUUCUUGCAGAAGGCGUGGCAUACCUCGACCACAUCGGAAAGGUGACCGUCUUUGAGCUUAUGGCUGGAACAAACGCCGCCUUUCUGGACAAAUAUUUGAACCAGGAUGACCAAGUUUCCAAGGAGGAACUCGAAAUGCUGUGUCGGGAUACAAGAAAUUCCAUCGAAGCCUGGUCAGCUGGCCUGCUG